Ziziphus jujuba (common jujube) is the source of this 1925-nucleotide messenger RNA. Its product is annotated as serine/threonine-protein kinase STY13-like. The transcript is spliced from 7 exons. Gene Ontology annotation, cellular component: plasma membrane. The record is from RefSeq and is a predicted model, not a curated record. Gene Ontology annotation, biological process: protein phosphorylation. Bases 363 to 1616 code for a protein of 417 amino acids. Lineage: Eukaryota; Viridiplantae; Streptophyta; Magnoliopsida; Rosales; Rhamnaceae. Gene Ontology annotation, molecular function: protein kinase activity; ATP binding.
GUAACAAUAAAUAUGGGGAGGGAAAAAGAAGUCAGGAAGGAGGAGGAGGAGGAAAGAGAGGAGGAGGAGACCAAAGUGGGUCAGAAGCACACGUUGUGCGCAGGCAAUUCCAUGUGCCCACAUGGAUGAUUGGAGUAAAAACCAUAGCCAACUUCUACAAACCACAACCAACUACGACAACAAUAGCAACAAUAGCAACAAUAGGAAGAAGAAGAAGAAGAAGAACUAAUUAUUCUGACCCAGAUUUCUACCAACAGAACUUGCUCCGAUUCUUCUUUCAAUAAAGAAAUUUUUGCUUUUUUAAAUUUCUUUUUAGACAGAGAGAUUAAUUUUUGUUUGGAAACUGCCAAAAAAAAAAAAAAAUGAAGGAAGGCAGUGAUGGGUUUGUGAGAGCGGAUCAGAUUGAUCUGAAAAGCUUAGAUGAACAGCUUGAGAGGCAUAUGAGCAGGGCUUUGACCAUGGAGAAAAGCAAGAAGCUGAGAGAUGAACAAGGUAAUACCAACAAUUUUCUUACUAGUACUGCUUCUACCACCACCACCACCACCACCAUGUCUUUUCUAACCCCCAAGAAGCAGAGGCAAGAAUGGGAAAUCGAUCCCUCCAAGCUCAUCAUCAAGGGCGUCAUUGCACGUGGCACCUUCGCCACCGUCCACCGUGGCGUCUACGACGGUCAGGAUGUUGCCGCGAUUGGCGAUCGUAAUUGUACUCUUACUGAAUCCGUGACCUGCACAAACGGAUUUCGGAUGAAUUUGCUGGUGACAGCAAAGAAGUUGGAUGCUGUGAAAUUGCUAGACUGGGGUGAAGAGGGUCACAGGGCAGAAGCUGAGGUUGCUUCACUAAGGGCAGCUUUUACACAAGAAGUUGCUGUCUGGCAUAAACUUGAUCAUCCGAAUGUUACUAAGUUUAUAGGAGCAAAAAUGGGCUCGGCAGAACUACAAAUUCAGACUGAUAAUGGUCUAAUUGGCAUGCCUAGUAAUAUCUGUUGUGUUGUUGUGGAAUAUCUGGCUGGGGGUACUCUGAAAUCUUACCUUAUAAGGAAUAUGAGAAAGAAGUUAGCUUUUAAGAUUGUUGUCCAGCUGGGUCUGGAUCUUGCUAGAGGUUUGAGUUACCUUCACUCGCAGAAGAUUGUUCACAGAGAUGUAAAAACGGAGAACAUGUUAUUGGACAAGACACGUACAGUAAAAAUUGCCGAUUUUGGGGUUGCUCGUGUUGAAGCUUCAAAUCCUAAUGACAUGACUGGGGAGACUGGAACACUUGGUUACAUGGCUCCUGAGGUUCUCAAUGGCAAUCCAUAUAACAGGAAAUGUGAUGUCUACAGUUUUGGCAUCUGUUUAUGGGAAAUAUAUUGCUGUGACAUGCCAUAUCCCGAUCUUACUUUUUCAGAAGUAACUUCAGCUGUGGUUCGCCAGAAUCUGAGGCCAGAUAUACCGAGAUGUUGCCCAAGUUCCCUAGCAAAUGUAAUGAAGCGAUGCUGGGAUGCCAGUCCAGAGAAGCGGCCAGAGAUGGAUGAAGUUGUUUCAAUGUUGGAGGCAAUCGACACAUCAAAAGGUGGCGGCAUGAUUCCUCCGGACCAGGCUCAGGGUUGUCUCUGUUUUCGCAAGUACAGAGGGCCGUGAUUUUCCUUGCUCAGAUGAACAACAGGGAUAUAAUUAUUUUUAUCAAAAAUAUCCAAUCCGUGUAUUUAAGUUGCCAAAAUAGAUAUAUAAUUUGGAUAUCCAAAACCAGAGGUUAAAAGGAUGCUGGUGGGUAUACUCCAAAAAAUACAUCUCAGUUUGUUGGAGGAUGUAAAGUAUUUGUAAGUUCUUUUAAUUUUAAUUUUAAUUUUUUUUUCUUUUUUUUGGGUUUUCAACUACCUCUUUGUAAGAUCUCCCAUCAUACACUAUUAAUAAUAUUGUUAUGAUUCAGUUGAUCAUAUCACUUCUAUA